UGUCGAUAUCAAAUAUAUCGAUAACGAUAACAACGUAAAAAUAGUUUAUCAAGUUAAUAGCAUUUUAUUCUAAUUUAACAAAAAUAUUUUCUAUAAAUUAAGGCGCAAAGCGCAUUGUUAAAACGCAAGUACAUUUCUAAACAUAAAAACAUGACUAGAUCCAGUAUCGAAUUGGGCGACGUUACGCCCCAUAACAUAAAGCAACUGAAGAAGCUCAACACGGUUGUCUUUCCCGUUUCCUACAAUGACAAAUUCUACGUGGACGUGCUCGAAGCCGGCGAACUGGCAAAGCUUGCAUACUACAACGAUAUUGUUGUGGGCGCCGUUUGCUGUCGCAUUGACACGACCGACAAUCAGCGGCGUCUAUACAUAAUGACCUUGGGCUGCUUAUCGCCCUAUCGUCGCCUGGGCAUUGGCACUGUCAUGUUCGAGCACAUACUCAACUAUGCUGAAAAGGAUGGAAAUUUCGACAGUAUCUUUCUGCACGUGCAAAUCAACAACGAUGGCGCCAUCGAGUUUUAUAAGAAAUUUGGCUUUGAAAUCGUCGAUACCAAAGAGCAAUACUACAAACGCAUCGAGCCAGCGGAUGCGCAUGUACUGCAGAAGGCGCUACGCCGGAAGAAAUCGGAUAUACACAACCAUGCUUUUACCAACGGUGCUGUCAGUGAUAAAAAGGAUCGUAGAACCUGAAAACGGGACUCGUAUAACAAUAACAUGCGACACACGACAACACAACAACAAAAAGCGAGCCGUAUUUAGUUAUUAAUUUAUAAAUUUCACAUUGAACAAAAUCAAACAGUUAGAGAACACAGCUAAGCAACAACAAUAACAUCAACACAACUAGAAGUAAAGUACUCCAAUUAUAUACAGUAUGUCAAAAAAAA
Drosophila innubila is the source of this 884-nucleotide messenger RNA. RefSeq names its product probable N-acetyltransferase san (gene san). Gene Ontology annotation, cellular component: NatA complex. Gene Ontology annotation, molecular function: acyltransferase activity, transferring groups other than amino-acyl groups. The transcript has 3 exons. NCBI's taxonomy places the organism in Eukaryota, Metazoa, Arthropoda, Insecta, Diptera, Drosophilidae. The record is from RefSeq and is a predicted model, not a curated record. The coding region runs from base 151 to 690 and encodes 179 amino acids. Gene Ontology annotation, biological process: mitotic sister chromatid cohesion.